AUGAAAGCAGAGUCGAGACUGGCUCGAAAUCAGUUGGGAUUGAUUCGACUCCAUGCAUCACGCAGGUUGCGAAGUGCCUUCGGGAGGCCACGGAUGAUGGAAACUGCGAAGCAGUGCUGGCAUUUCGUCAAAUCGUCCCUCUUCGAGUAUGAGCUGCCGGAGACGCAGACGAUGCCGGUCCCCGGCCGACGAACCAGUACCAAAGUCGGAUUCGUCUAUCGCAUCUUCCAGCUCUUGAUUAUCAUUUACUUUUUCUGGUACCAAGGCUUCUACAUACAGGGUUUCUACGAAAAACUCGACUUUGACAGUACCAUCAAGUUGAAUUUGGAGGAUGCCCCAUUCGACAACUCCACCGAGGACCAUCUCGUUCCCCAGGAGUUCAGGCAAACGUACCGGGAGAUCGCCAACACGCUGGAGCAGGAGAUCCCCGCGUCGGAGGAAGACGUCUUCUUCGUCGCUACCGGCGUCGUGAUCGCUCCGAAGCAGAUCGUCGGACUCUGUCCCGAGGAUCCCACAGUGCCAGGAGCGAUAUGCGAUCCAAGCUCCCCCAAUCCCUGCCCAGCUGGAAAAACUCUCUGGAACGGGAGGACGACGGGUCGCUGCAUCGCCAGCGAUCGGGGGAAUUCCACUUGCGAGAUCCGCGCCUGGUGUCCCGUGGAGAACGACGAGAAUCUUGAGUCUGUUCCUGUUCUCGAUUCUCCCUCCCCGGCGUUGUGUCGCUUCAAUAAGUUGAUUCUGCAUCGCAGGGGCAGAGUGGUCCUCAUGCAGGAUGUGAUGAAUCGCACCGUUUUCCUCAAGAACUUCGUAUCCUUCCCUAAUUCCGGGAAUGGCAGUCGCAGGGGAAACAUCCCAAAGGCGCAUGGGGUCGGUCAGGUCCUCAAGUGUCAUUUUCACCCAGACCAGGAUCCGCACUGUCCCGUGUUUACUGUUGGGACCAUCCUCGAGGGAGCUGGCAUAGAAAACUUCAAGGACAUCGUCGUUUCGGGCGGAGUGAUGUCGAUUGACAUUUCGUGGGACUGCAAGCUGGGAAACGACCAGGAAUGCCUGCCGAAUUACGAGUUCCACAGACUCGACGAUCCCAAGACGAAGAUCGCCUCCGGCUUCAACUUUCGGUAUCAACAGUACCACAACGAGACCGUUCGCUCUCGCUUCGCGAUCGUCGGUAUCAGGUUCGAGGUGAAAGUGAGCGUCCAAGAAAGCCAGUUAAGUCCGACUCCAAUCGUCCGCGAUGUUGGGUCCUGCGUUGGCGUCCUCAUGUUGGUCGGUUCUGUUUCUACUCAUCUUACAUUCUACUACACAUCUUCUCAGUGCCGGAAAAUGAACAACCCAAAUGUGGGGGAAUCCAAGUCUCAGAUACAUCAACGGCCGGCAAUAUACGUCAGCUCAUACGGAUGCAGGAAGGCAAGGAUCAUGCAGCCAACUGCACAGUCACUGAAAAAGGCGAUUGAGAUCGCUCCAGCAAAUUUGGAGCUCUAUCUCCCCAGGGAGAUAGAGGUGGAUGGAGAACAUUAUGGAGAACACUGA
Molecule: messenger RNA, 1524 nt
Organism: Darwinula stevensoni
Lineage: Eukaryota; Metazoa; Arthropoda; Ostracoda; Podocopida; Darwinulidae
Source: the annotation of a GenBank genome assembly